AGCAGAGAUACAAAAGAGGAUGUCUCCUUAGUAAAACACACACAGCACAGUUUAACCACUAGCCUACAGGGCAAUUCUACCCCCUUCCUGCCCAGGCCAAUUUCCAGCUUUCAGCGCUGUUGCGCUUUGAAUGACAAUUGCGCGGUCAUGCAACACUGUACCCAUAUGACAUUUUUUAUCAUUUUUUGUGACAGACAGAGCUUUCUUUUGGUGGUAUUUAUUCACCUCUCGGUUUUUUUAUUUUUUCUUAAAUCAAAAACCACUGAAAAUCUUGGGAAAAAAAAGUUUUUU
Molecule: messenger RNA, 291 nt
Organism: Staurois parvus
Lineage: Eukaryota; Metazoa; Chordata; Amphibia; Anura; Ranidae
Source: the annotation of a GenBank genome assembly